GCACCGCACACAGAACGGACCGCUAGCUUGUGGGAUUUCUAAACAAAUAGGUUUCUAGAGAAGUUUUAAGAAAUUGCCAAUAGCCAAGAUGGGGCGUCGCUCCAUAAACACCACGAAAAGUGGAAAAUAUAUGAAUCCAACAGAUCAAGCACGCAAAGAGGCCCGCAAAAAGGAGCUGAAGAAGAACAAGCGGCAACGCCAAAUGGUGCGAGCGGCAGUGCUCAAGAACAAGGAUCCCGCCCAAAUACUCGAGGAAAUGGAGAAAAUUGAUGAGAUGGAAUACAAUGUACUGCAGCCAUCGCCGCUGAAUGAAAAGGUACUCCGGGACAAGCGAAAAAAGCUGAAGGAGACAUUUGAUCGCGUCAUGCGGCUCUACCAUAAUGAUGAGCCCGAACAUUGGGCGGAGCUGAAGCGCAAAGAAGUGGACUAUGAGAAGAAACGUCUUAAAAAGCAGCAGUACUACGAAAGUGUGAAGCAUGCGCAAAGCGUGCAGGUCGAUGAGAUUCCAUUGCCAGCACCGGUGAGCACAACUGCAUCGGUUGGACCUGGUACGAGCGGUGGAGGGGGCGUAAUCUUCACAGGUGGCAUACGUGCGCCGCCACCUCCAAUGACAUUAGCGCUGCCACCCUUUGCCCCAGGUGCCCCUCCCGGAGUAGUCAAGAACAGCGCCGACUCUAGUGAACCAUUGACAGACAAGGCCAAAGAUGAUGAGGAUAAAGAUUGGCUGGGUGUACCUCCGGGGCCGCCACCCGAUUUAUUCGCAAUGACAGAGCUAGAUUCUGAUGCCGAGGGCAAUACAGAUUAUGACGAAGAGAAUGACACGGAGCGCAGUCCCAAACGACGCUCGCCUUCCCGCACAGAGCCCAGCCAGUUGCAACAACGUAUGCUGGCUAUGUCGGGACAGAAUAUUGAUGAUUUCAUGAAGGAAAUGGAACAUGUGCACAAGCGGAAGCACCGCAAGCUCCAAGACGAUGCAGACAAUAAGGACUUGGCCCACGAAGAGCAUGCGCCGGCAGACAGCAUGGACAACGAAAGGAAAACGGCUGCCAAAUCCCCUGCGGACACUUCCAGCGAUGAUGAUGAUAAUGACGAUGAUGAUGAUGACGAGGACGAUGACGAUGACAUGGAUGAUUCAGACACAGAAUCGCGUGUUAAGCUGAACAAGCAGCCAAUACCCUACAGCUCUAAGGAAUUGCCUAAAAACACUGCACCCUCAAUCAGCCCAUCGCCGACAGCAUCUGGAAAAACAACAACAACACCGCCAAUGGCGCCUUCGUUGCCGGCAAUUCCGCUGCCUCCUACGCCAGUGGCCACAAUUGGAAAUACACCUAUUCCCACAACUGUACCAGCACCACCGCAAAUGCCGUUACCGAGCAGCGCGCUUUCACACUUGUCACACGGCUUGACACCACCUCCAGGCUUGAUGUUCCGACCGCCACCCAUGCGCGGACCUGCUCCCGGCCUGCCAGGUUUUGGUAUGCGUAUGCCUCCGGGACCGCCGCCAGGUCCACGACCCCCACAUGCUUUGGGCAUGCCCCGCAUGGGCAUACGCAUGCCGCCGGGCCCGCCACCAGGUCUGCCGCCACGCAUGGCCCAUCACCUCAAGCACGGCCACCCAAAUGGGCCAACGCCAAAGGAACCCGGCAAGGGUGUAACCACUAUCACAGCCAAGCCUCAAAUAAGAAAUCUAAGCGCCGAUGUUACACGCUUUGUACCUUCGACGUUGCGUGUGAAACGUGAGGAUCAGCGGCGACCCCAUGCACGACCCAAACAUCUGGCGGAUGCGCACGAACGCGCUGCGCACGCGCCUCAGGAUGCGCAUAAGCCGCCCACCAAGGACGACGCCUAUUUGCAGUUCAUGAAUGAAAUGCAGGGCCUGCUUUAGGCAAU
Messenger RNA from Scaptodrosophila lebanonensis, 1890 nucleotides. RefSeq names its product WW domain-binding protein 11. Gene Ontology annotation, cellular component: spliceosomal complex. The record is from RefSeq and is a predicted model, not a curated record. Gene Ontology annotation, biological process: mRNA cis splicing, via spliceosome. The transcript is spliced from 5 exons. The coding region runs from base 89 to 1885 and encodes 598 amino acids. NCBI's taxonomy places the organism in Eukaryota, Metazoa, Arthropoda, Insecta, Diptera, Drosophilidae.